GCACCUUUGUUCGACAACUGCUCCCCGAGACCAGCUAAUGGACCUCCCGUGAUACUUAGAAAAGUCAAUUCCGCAUUGCAGCAUGUCGACGUCCCAGGAUGAGCACCCUACCGAACAGAGCCCUCUCCUAGGAGAUCCCAUUCCCGACAAUGGUUCAAUUGAGAGAGGAAAUGCCAAUGGCGAAGACGGGAAUGGGACACCCAUUGCAGACGAUUACAGCACCAGCAAGGCAAUUCUUACCCUCGCAAGCAUCUGGAUGGGCGUGUUCCUGGCGGCAGCAGACGGCACCAUGGUCGCUACACUUGCCGCUCCAAUCUCCAACUCCUUCCACUCCCUGACGCUGUUGUCCUGGGUAGCAUCAUCCUAUUACAUAGCCAACGCGGCCCUCCAACCGCUCAGCGGCCGGUUAACCGAUAUUUUUUCCCGGAGGACAGGAUUAGUCUUCUCCAACAUAUUUUUCGCCGCUGGGAAUUUGAUAUGUGGUCUGGCUACGAAACAAUGGGUGGUUAUCUUUGGGCGUGUAGUCGCAGGAAUGGGUGGAGGCGGCCUCACAGCCAUAUCCACCUUUGUAACCACCGAUAUAAUCCCUCUGCGAAACCGAGGCCUCUGGCAAGGCUUUGGUAACCUAUUCUACGGCCUAGGUAUGGGCGUUGGCGGUGUCUUAGGUGGGUGGAUAUCGGACACAUGGGGUUGGCGCAACGCCUUCCUUAUACAAGUCCCAUUCAUCGUGGUAUCCUGCGCUCUGGUUUGGUUCACGGUAAAGAUACCAGUGAAGGAAAAGAAUGUCUCCAGGAUCAGGCGCGUCGACUUCCUCGGUGCUGGUACCCUCGUUGUAUCUGUCGUCCUACUCCUCCUUGGCCUAAAUUCCGGAGGAAAUGUAGUCCCGUGGACGCACCCUCUUGUGCUGGUCUCGCUGCCACUGUCAGCAGUCUUCCUAGGCCUAUUUAUAUACGUGGAGGACCGCGUUGCAGCUGAGCCCAUCAUCCCUGUCCGGCUACUCGUGGAUCGUACGGUGGCCUGCGGAUGUCUCACGAAUUGGUUCUGUACGAUGUCUGCCAUGAUGAUAACGUUCUACGUCCCCGUGUACUUCCAAGCACGUGGUCUGUCAAGCUCACAGGCAGGGGCUCGCAUCAUCCCGACUUCCGUUGGGGCUGCUGUCGGCUCGUUAGGUGCCGGCUACAUCAUCAAGGCUACAGGCCGCUACUAUAUACUCAACGCGAUAAUUGAGGCGAUCCUGGUUACUCCUUACAUCCUCAUAGCCGCAACGUUCAGCGCGAGCACCCCCGUUAUCCCACCACUCAUCUACCUUUUCCUCUCUGGUGUCGGAUAUGGCGGAAUGCUUACAGUCACUCUGCUUGCGUUUAUCGCCGCAGUAGACCACGAGCACCAGGCCGUCAUUACAUCAGCUUCGUAUGCGUUCCGUUCCACCGGCAGCACUAUCGGGAUCACCAUUGCGUCGGCCGUGUUCCAGAACGUGCUCAAGUCACAGCUGUGGGCGACAUUCGGAAAUGAGGAGGGCGCCGCAGCGAUCAUUGCUCGGAUCCGAGACAGCAUCGACGAGGUGAAGAAUCUGCCGCCAGAAUGGAAAGAUGCGGCGAUAGAGUGUUACAUGACUGCGUUCAGAGGCGUGUGGGGUACAGCGCUUGGGAUUGCGGUUCUCGGCGCAGCGGUAAGUCUGGGAAUGAAGGAGCAUUUCCUGCAUACGAACUUAGCCCGAAAGUAAGAGCCGCAAUGCCUCAGCAUGGGUUUGCGAACACUCUUUGCUACAAGCAACAAGACGGUGUACGCAUACACACGACGAGACAUGUGGAGGAUCACAAUUUUGAGCAUUUCGUCGUCCAGUAAUGCUCUGAAGCUUACAUCUAGCACGUGAUCUAAGAAAUCACAUAGCCAAAAGGCUCUCAGUUGGUCAACGAGCGUAAACAAGCAG
Messenger RNA from Mytilinidion resinicola, 1930 nucleotides. Its product is annotated as MFS general substrate transporter. The record is from RefSeq and is a predicted model, not a curated record. Gene Ontology annotation, biological process: transmembrane transport; basic amino acid transport. Gene Ontology annotation, cellular component: fungal-type vacuole membrane. The transcript has 3 exons. Gene Ontology annotation, molecular function: basic amino acid transmembrane transporter activity. The coding region runs from base 83 to 1723 and encodes 546 amino acids. Lineage: Eukaryota; Fungi; Ascomycota; Dothideomycetes; Mytilinidiales; Mytilinidiaceae.